Messenger RNA from Fulvia fulva, 234 nucleotides. RefSeq lists its product as uncharacterized. Bases 1 to 234 code for a protein of 77 amino acids. The record is from RefSeq and is a predicted model, not a curated record. Lineage: Eukaryota; Fungi; Ascomycota; Dothideomycetes; Mycosphaerellales; Mycosphaerellaceae. The transcript has a single exon.
AUGGAGUUCCCUUUCAUCCCCUCGAUCGUGAAUGAAGAUGGCUUCACCACCGACCAGAUCAUGGGGGACCGAUGGACUGCUUCGAGGAAAGUGCAUGUAGAUGCCGGUGAGGGCGAAGAGAUCCUCAUCAAGUUGGAGGAUGUGGUGUUGAAGUUGUGGAGGGGGAAGUGUAUGGCGAAGGCCAGGAUUGAGCAGACGGGAGAGAUACUGACCACGAACAAUUGGGAGAAGUGA